AUGGGAGAAAUGGUUCAGACAGAUGGUGUAGGUUCAGAUAAGCAAAUGAGAACAAAUCAAAAAAUUCAGGAAAUAAUCAGCAAAAACAAUGUAUUGAUUCUACAAAUGAAACUUGAUAAUAAUUUGCUGAAGAAGAAGCUGGAUGAGAAAAUGGAGCGGCAUGAGUUGCUCAGUAAUGAACUGGUGAAUAAAGAAAAGGGUGAAAAAGGUGACAUUAAGCAUGUCACUGGUAAGUCUGCCGUGCAGAAGUUGGAGAAGCUAGUGAACAAGAAAAUUUGGCAGCUGAAUUCCAAACAACAUGUGAAAGAAGCCCGGAAGCGCCGUUUAGAGGAGCUGAAACAGCAGCACAGCUCCCAUAUUCAUACAGUCCGGACUGAGCAGGAUAUGUGCAGUCAAGAGGAACAUAAGCAACGAGUGCUUCAGUCUAGUCUGGAAGAGGCUCAGAUGAAGUUUGAGGAGGCUGAGCACCUUACACACAUUUACCAUGAUAUCAAAAAAGAGAUCCAGGGUGAGAUUUUAACUUUCAAGAGUCGUAUGGAGACGAUAAAGGCGGAGGUGGAGAGGCAAAAGCAGGUGUUGAUCAGACUCCGACACAUGCAAAAAGAUGUGUGCCUGUCAAAGGAUGAGGCAAAGGCAGCAUUGCAACGUCACAAAUUGUUGGCUGAGAGGAAGCAUCAUGCAAGAGAGCUACUCAAGACCAAAUAUGCCAAACAAGCAGAAAAAGAACGAGACCGUCUGGAUUCUGUUACGUGGCCAAAACAGCCUCAGAUUAUUUGGAGACAGAGCCGAUAUGAUGCCCCUGAAGAGGAGGAGGCAGAGAAGGAAGGCGACUCUUUAGAAGAGGCAUUUGGAAAGCUCAGAGAGGCAACUGGUGCCACUGACACCGAGAAAGUGGUGCAGUUCUUUAUUUGUCAGGGUGACACUCAAAAGCGCUUGGAACAUCUUGCUGCAGAAAAUGAUAUGCUCCUUCAGUGCCUUAAAGAAGAACAAAAAAAGCUAAAGGAUGAACUUAACCAAAUCAAAUAUUCUGGAGGUGCCAGAAUAAUUCAGGAAAAAAAGGAGAUAGAGGACCUCACCUACACGUUAGAGGCAGAACUGAAACGCAGGGAUGAAGCCAAGAAAUGGGCAAAGGAGCUGUCCAACAGAACUCUGAAUAAAGUGAGGGCUGUGCUUGAAACACUUGUUGAGAAGCUACAGCACAUCAGCAAGCCUAAGAUCAGUCCCCUUUCAGUGCGCCAUGUUCCAUCCUUAGAAGAAUAUGUCUUGGACCUCUUGUCUAGUGUGGAGAAACAGCUAAUGGUGAUUAUGGAGGAAUUCCGUGGCAAGGAUCUGGCAACCAUUCAGAAAGAAAUGAAAGAUAGUAAGAAAGAUUAUUCUGUGCUGGAAGAGAUCAUGCCACCUACUAACGUUAGAAUCAAGCUGCCAAUGCUUCCAGGUGAAGAGAUGGAUGAAGAAAUUGAGGACAGUGAAGAAGAGGAUCCUGAUGUUCUCACUCGUGAGCAACUGAAACGGCAGUCACAAAAGAUUGUCAAUUCAAAGAAGAGAAGAGGCUAAAUUAUAGAUAUUGGACUUAGAUGAACAAAAGCCUGACAAAAUAACAAGCUGAACCAACUUAAUGGAGCUGGUGUUUUGCUAAUGGUAUGAAGAAUUUCUCUCUAAAUGAUUGCUUGAAUGAUGAUGGAGUUUUCUUCUCAGUGUAACUUAGUUUCAGGCCAUCAUCAAUACUACCUGUGCAAUACCAUAAAAUAAAAAAACCUGAAUUCUUUCCACUGACCUGCCACUUAUUUACCAGUUGUCUACAUAGAUUAACUUUGUGUUGAAGAACAAUGGCCUUCCGGCAGAUUUUGU
Erpetoichthys calabaricus (reedfish) is the source of this 1848-nucleotide messenger RNA. Its product is annotated as outer dynein arm-docking complex subunit 3-like. The record is from RefSeq and is a predicted model, not a curated record. Lineage: Eukaryota; Metazoa; Chordata; Cladistia; Polypteriformes; Polypteridae. The transcript is spliced from 13 exons. Gene Ontology annotation, biological process: outer dynein arm assembly; cilium movement. Bases 1 to 1554 code for a protein of 517 amino acids. Gene Ontology annotation, cellular component: cilium.